Molecule: messenger RNA, 7943 nt
Organism: Corticium candelabrum
Lineage: Eukaryota; Metazoa; Porifera; Homoscleromorpha; Homosclerophorida; Plakinidae
Exons: 25
Coding region: 1-7755 (2584 amino acids)
Biological process (GO): homophilic cell-cell adhesion
Cellular component (GO): catenin complex; plasma membrane
Molecular function (GO): cadherin binding; calcium ion binding
Source: RefSeq, a predicted model, not a curated record
AUGUUUAUUGUUGUCCGCUUACAGAAUCGAGGCGGACAACUAGCGUCAGCUCUAAAAACAACAAUGUAUGCUACACUAAUACCGUCAUGGUCAACUGCAACAGAAGUCUGGUCUCAUAACCAAGGGUCUGACCAAUGUGUCAGUCAAACAUAUGGUGGAGUGGAAACCAAAAGUUGCAGUCUCCAUUUACCGUUUUUGUGCAUAAUCAUUUCUUCUAGAGACUGUCCAAACAGUUGUAGUCAGCAUGGUCGAUGCAACAGCAAUACUCGAACUUGUUUAUGCAACAAAGGAUGGGCAGGAAGCGAUUGCUCCGAUUUCGAUUGCUCCCAAGUUAACGAAUGCUCGGGAUAUGGUACGUGUGUUGGACCUAAUCAGUGCCGUUGCAGAGUUGGAUGGAAGGGUCGCGCCUGCACCACCACAUAUUGUGGAUUAUAUACAACAUGUCACGCAUGCAGCAGACAAGCAGGAUGUGGAUGGUGUGAUGAAAAGCAGCAAUGCCUACCGGGAUUGGGAAUUGGGCCCGACAAACACAUCUGCUCGUCAUGGUUCUACUACGCUUGUUAUUCCCCACAGACAACUCAUUCCUGCUCGCAGCGAAUUAAGGAGAUCGGAUGUAAUGAUCCGUGUAAUUGGAAAGUGGCAACAAGCAGCAAUGAAACGUGUCAACAUUGUCACGAUAUUGAAGCUUGUUACAACGGCAGGGGAUCUUGUUCGUCGUGGAACGAAGCUCAAUGUCCAUACGGUAGAGUGACUCCAGACUACGGACUGGACAUAAACGAGCCAAAAGUAGCAAGUCACUUGCCUCUUUCUCAACCGUCUGCUCGUCAAAAAAGAAAACGUCAUAUUACUUUUGAUCAAACUACUCGACGUUCUUCUGUCGAUCUCUUUAACGACGUCAAAGUGUUUGGUAGUGAUCAUGUUAUAUAUCGUAUGAUGGGACACCUCACGUCAGAAGAGUCACUCUUUAUUACCAAACCAUCUUUACCUCUCUUCAGUGGUCACAUCAUGGCUAGCAGUCAGAGUGGAGGAGUUCUAGAUAAAGUAUCUUCUGUUGGCAGCAUUGGAUCGUACCAGCUAAUCAAAAGCAGAUCAGCCACACUAGAGAACGUUAUCAAAUACGCUGACUUUCGCGAAAACGUCGAACUGGAGUCUGUUAUUCACAAGGCUGCUAUAGAACAUACUCCCAAUUCUAAUGCACUGCUACAGAUCUUGAACUCCAGCUUUCCGAAUUUGUCGGGAGCGUCGAGAACGUUAGUUAUACCGUCCAGUAAGCCAGUCUAUAAGUGCGUCGGUGAUUGGCUCAACGACACGUAUGUGAUUGCCAUUUCCAAAUCUUCAGAAAUCCUCGUAAAUGGAGAAGCUAUUGUGAGCAAUCAAAGUUUCGGAUUUAUUGAAAUAGUGCAAUCGAUCGAAGCGUCUGGAGGUCACACGUUCGUCCAUACAAUUCUGGCCGAUUGUUCCUCUACUACAGCACCAGAUUCAAUCAAAUCAUUUAUUAGAACAAAGAGUAGUCCAUCUUCUGACUUGUUACCGUCUAUAACAGGAGUAGGAGGAGAUGGUCGACUGGGUCUACUUGUUUACGAGAAUCAACUGCCCAGCAAUCUCGACAUAACAGUCGGUGACGCAGUGGUAGGUCGGCCCAGCGGUUCCAUCGCCGGUUACGUUAAAGACAAAUACAACUCGUUCGAUGACAAGAUCACAUACAUUGAAUUGGAACCGACCAGCGCUAUCGGCAAACCUCUGUGUAGAUCAACGAAUUCUGAUGGAAUUGUAGACAGCAAUGAUGACGGUACGGAAUUAGGCGACGUUGUGGUCAUUGUCGGUACCACUGAUAUUCAAAAUAAUGCGCCAAUAAUACACGAUAGAAUCGAAAAAGGAUCUCUCUCAUUGUCUGCAUGCGACCCUAUCUCAUCAAGCAACCUAGAGCCCACAUUCAGUCUAGAUCGUAUUCUCAAUCCUCAGUUUGACGGGAAUGUUCACCUAUUUACAAGAAGCAAAGUAGCUCUUAACGUAACAAGAGACGGAAGUGUCAAAGGCCCGGCGGGAAUCAAGGCCGCACCUCUUCCUAGACAACGCAAACCGUUCUGUAUCACUGUGGGACGUCUUUGCAUUCCGGGUACACUCGGGUUUGAGGCAUCACUGUCAUACAGUCUCAACUAUGAUGCAAAGUCUUUAGACUAUUCAGACAUCGAAAUAGCUCACGAGUACGUGACCAACGGAAGUCUUAGAGCGGGAAUCUUGUGGCGCAAUGACGUUGGCAGCGAGUACGUUAGAGACGCUAAAGUCAAAUCUUAUCAAGAAGUGCUUUUGAAAAAGUUCAUAUCAAAGAGUAAAAUAAAACGACGAAGCUCUUCACUCGAAACGAAUGUUUCCCCAAACUUUCGAAUCACGUGGCCAUCUCCCUAUCGACUACCUAAACAUGUCUACACAAGAGUACCAUCAUUUAUAGAGAACAGAGUGGGUGUGCACGUCACUAACACAUUGUCUUCUUCUUCACUCACAAUAAACAUCCAACCGACUUUACAUGGAAAAUGGACAGCAAAAGAGUGUUCUUCGGGCUGCCCUCUUGAUAAGAAGUUAGAAAUGGAAUCACUGGCUGGUGUGAGCAACGUUGCUGGUUCUAUGGAACUUUCCUUGCAAAACUUUAAGAUGACAAAACAACUUCAACCAUUGCAAUCAAGUCAUUUCAUCGAUCUGCGAAAAAAAGAAUGGCAUCAAAGAUUCAAACGUUGCCUUCAAUGUCUGAAUUCUUAUUGUUCCUCCCCGUGUCCUCUGGGUAGAGUCGAGCAAUAUAACUUGAAACAAAACAAAGUAGAAUGCAAAUGUCGCUGUGCUGACUUCAGUCUUAGAGACAACGGAAACAGUGGCGAUUGCAAGCAGUGUGACUGUACAUGUCAAGAUGGAACUAAAAGCACCAUUGGACCAGACGGUCAAUGUGACUGUUCUUGCAAAUGUAGAAAUUGCCAGCACUCCACUCGCGGUCCAAGUGGUUGCAUUUGUCUCAAUGACAAGUGUCCCUCAUGCCUUGAGGGUAUGGAAGCAGUGUGGCAAGACUGUGUGUGCAGCUGUCAGUCUAAACAAGAUCGAGGAGGUCUACCUCCCGUUUGCGCUGAAGGAUGGAGAGGUCCUUUCUGUGAUGUUCCCGACUGCAGUCCUUGGCCAUACUGCUCUGACAAUGGCAACUGUACAAUACCACAAAGGGAUCAAGCCGAUCGACAUCCAUACUGUGUGUGUGAGCCUCAAUGGAUUGGCAGAGGAUGUCAAAUUGCAAGACCGAGAAGAAUAGCAGGAGAUCCACAUUUGGAAACUCUUGAUGGUUUCAGCUACGACUAUUUUGAUAUCGGAGAGUUUUGGUAUUGCAAAAGUCGUGACAAUGACUUUGGAGUUGCAACACGAUUUUUCAAGUAUCAACGAGUGUCACUCAUUGGAGCUCUAGCAAUCAAGGUGGAAAGUAAUAUUGUAACAAUUACAACUCCACACAAUCCUUCUCCAAAUGAUCUCCCUUUUGUGAGAAUUAAUGGUGUUGUCGUGACUCCACUAAAAGAAGAGAAGCUGAGUUUAGCUAAUGGCAGAGUGCAUAUGGAAGCCACUAUUUAUCAUAAUGAUUCCUCAUCAACAAAUGAAGAAGACAGCGGCACCAUUAGAGCUCUCAUUACUUUCCAGUGGUAUAAUGAUGUCUACUUGUCUGUUGAAGUUCGCUACAGUCCUGGCAUGAAAAGACAAUUCAUCAAUAUUCUCUUCUCUCCCGUUGCCAUAUUCAAAGGCAAAACAGAUGGUCUGUGUGGCUACAUGGACGGAGACUUGAAUAAUGAUCUGUUGGGAUCAGAUGGAAUCACUUAUUCACUAACAUUUGCAAAGACAUGGAGAAUCACGCAAACGUUUAGUGGCUCUGGUUUGAAUGGCACGUGGUCUUGGUCUCACUCCAACUUUCACAAAGACGAUGUGAUGGAUAUCUCCUACACCGAUCCUACAUUUGUACCACUAUACAGCAUUGCAGACUUGCAACCAUCUCUCAGACAAAUGGCCAUAUCAGUGUGCAGUCAACUGAAUCUAACGGGAAUAAAACUGAACGAGUGCAUAUUUGAUGUAGCGGUCACUAACGACACAUCCCUUGCCGAACAGGAAGCAUUCAAGAUUGGAUGUCCAACUCAAUGUUCUGGCAGAGGUCGUUGUGUUAACAACACUUGCGUGUGUGUUUCGGGAUGGUUUGGAGACGAAUGUAGUCGAGGUUAUUGUUUCUGUGUUGUUGGUGCUUGUGCAAAUUGCAGUGUAAAUGGGGACUGUGUGUCCGGAUUCUGUCGCUGUCAUUUUGGAUGGGAUGGACCAUUCUGUGAAAGGCCUGCUACUUGCUUUGGCGUAUCAAACUGUACUAGUGCUUCUCAUGGACUGUGCAAGUCGGACGAUGUGUGUGAGUGUACACCAGGUUAUAUUGGUGAGGCGUGCAAUGAGAGAGCGCGUUGUGAUAACUUGAACCAUUGUUCUAAUCAUGGCGUGUGUGUCGAUCAUGAUAAGUGUGAGUGUGAGUUGGGUUGGGCUGGUAUUAACUGCACUCUCUACUCGUGCGAACUCAAUGGAUACUGCAGCGGCCACGGUCGAUGCGUCGAUUUUGAUGUGUGUCAGUGUGAUGUGGGAUGGGCUGGUGGUAGCUGCACCACUCCUCUCUGUAACGGUGUAGACGAGUGUUUUGGUAACGGCGAAUGCGUGUCACCUAACGUUUGCCAGUGCUACGAUGGAUAUUCGGGUAGCAAUUGUGCCGUUGCCGACGUUUGUCCUGAAGUGAACGAUUGUUCUGGUAACGGAGUGUGCCUUUCGAAAACAAAGUGCAGAUGUUACUCUGGCUAUUCUGGUAAAAAUUGCAGUCAAGCACAGUGCAAAGGAAGGAACGAUUGUUCCGGUCACGGCAAAUGCGUUGAAGUGGAUCUGUGUGAAUGUGAGUUUGGAUACACCGACUCGAACUGCAGUUCCUACUCGUGCGAGACACAUAACUUCUGUUCAGGUCAUGGAACGUGUCCAUCGUUUGACCGAUGUUUGUGCCAAAUCCAUUGGAGUGGUGUAGCUUGUGACAUUCCCGAUUGCUCCAACGUGGACAAUUGUACCGACGUUUCUCACGGUACCUGCAUUGCUCCAAAUACGUGCUUAUGUGAGGCGCAGUAUGAUGGAGACAGUUGUAAUGAAACAGCAGAAAGCAACGCCAACCCACCAGUAUUUGCAACAUCAAAAGUCAGUCUGAUAGCUGCGUCUACCAGUCGCGUGGGAUCGACAAUUUUGAGUUUAUUUGCUACCGAUGGUGACCGCGGUAAAAACGGACACUUAUCUUACUCUCUCACCAGCACUAACAACAACCAUACAUAUUUUCGAUUAAAUGGUAGCUCGGCUGAUAUCAUUCUAUCAAAGUCACUCGAGUAUUUAACUGGAUCUCUAUUGACUUUUAAUGUCAUUGCUACUGAUGGUGGCGUGCCGAGUCUAACAGGAUCUGUAAACAUUGAAGUAUCCGUAGUGAAGCCCAAUGAACAUUGUCCCGUCUUCAAAAAUCUUCCCAAAGUCGUUCAUGUUCCGGAGGGUGCUGGGAUCGGAUAUGUGAUAGCUCACGUAACGGCAACCGACGACGACGGUACGGAUUCGGUCAAUGGUGUCGUCAGCUAUUCGUUGGAAACGACUAAUGCAAACACCAUCGCUACGCAAAACCAACUGUCGAGCGAUGUGGACGCGUUUUCAAUAAAUACGAACUCUGGAAUGAUAACAUCCCGUCGUCCACUGUCCGAUGAUACGUAUAGUGUGAUAGCAGUGGCGUCAGACCAGGCCAGUCCACCUUGCAGCUCUACAGCUACUCUUCAAGUUAAUGUACUCUCCUCUAAUACUCCUCCUCUCUGUGAACCAUCUAACGUCGCCACAUCUCUUCCCUACACUACAGCAGUCGGUUCGCAUGUUUUGCGUUUGGAUGCCGUAGACAACGAUAACGGGACGGAUGGAAAUCUGACCUUCUCUUAUUCUAACUUUCAAUCACUUUUCUUGCACAAUGUAUCACCAUUGGCACUGAUGCAACGUAACAAGACAGCAUACUUUCAGCUUUCCAAUCCACUCCGCUCACUUGCCCACAGCAAUUUCAAAUCUUACGAUCUCUCGUUUUUGGUAAGUGUGACAGACGCUGCUCGUCGUCCCAGAUCGUGCAGUUUUGCAGUCACUGUUCUUGUCACGCAUCCAUUUCAGUUUAGACACACUUCGCUAUCGUCUAGCAUCAACGAAAACACCAACAAAGGAGUUCCAUUGAUAUUAAUCCCAUCGUUGGAAUUGAUGACGAACUUGAGUGGAAUUAUAUACAAUCUGCACAAUGCAGAUCAGUUACCGUUUUCUAUCGACCCAACUACAGGAACUGUGACCGUUUCUGGAUCAAUCGAUUACGAAGCAAUCUCUUAUUACGAUAUCGCCAUAGUGGCUGGCACCUCCGUUGACCCUCAAGCUUUUUCUGUUGCUCACGUCGACAUCACAGUAAUAGACGAAAAUGACAAUCCUCCUCGUUUUCCAUUUUCACAUUACAACGUCUACGUAAAAGAAGACGUGGCCAAAGGCGUAACACUUUUGUCUCUUUCAGCGACUGAUGCAGAUUCACUAGGAGGACCGGUCGUGUAUUCACUGACUUCGCAGUCGCCAUCUAAAGAAGACCAACAUUUUGUGGUAACAACGACCGUCAAUGGAAUCACGAUUGAUGUAGCAGAUGACGCCAAUCUAGAUUACAAAAUUACAAACAGAUACCAAUUAGUAAUCAAAACGUGGGACCGCGCGAAUCCUCGCUUGUUCAGUGAAGCGUCUAUCACAAUUCACGUAGAAGAAGGAGACUUCCCAAGUCCGGCUUUCCAACGACGCUCAUACGACGGUUGGGUGCAAGAGCACGCAGUCACCGGAAAGAUUGUGUUGACUAUACCAGCUCUAGUCAAUGGCAAGAUAGGCAAUCGAGUCACCUAUUCAAUAACAAACCAGAUGUCCGACGCAUUGCCCAUCUCCGCAUUCGACGUGUCUGCUAACGGCUCCAUUGUCGUAUCUAAUUCGUCUCUUCUUGAUUACGAGACUCUUCAUCAGAUCAGCUUCACACUUGUCGCUACGGUUACUAAACCUCGUCUACGCACAGCUCAAACGACCGUCAUUGUGCAACUCGAAGAUGUUAAUGACAACCGACCCCAAUUUGACAAAAAUGAGUAUGAAGGUGAAGUUGUUCUCGACGCUGCCAUUGGGUUCACUCUAGCAAAUGUGACUGCUCAAGAUGCUGACUCGGGCUUGAAUGGCCAUAUUUCCUACGGUAUCGAGUCUGGAAAUGACGACGGAAUAUUUUCCAUCAACGCGAUGGGCAAAGUUCAGUUGGCAAGAUCGCUGAACGAGAGCGGCCUCGACAGAUACACGAUCACAAUUGUAGCUCGUGACCACGGACAGCCACCUCUAUCGUCUACAGCCACCGUCUACAUUACCGUCCUCUGUUCGUCAAUGGGAAUAUGCCCACAAAUGGCACACGUCGAUAGCAGUUCUACAGAUGUCCCGGUUGGAGUGAUCGCUGGAAGUGCAAUCGGCUGUGUUGCCAUCAUCGUAGUUAUCAUUGUGACUGUACUCGUACUGAAAAAGAAAACAAGAAAACAAUCACCACCCAACCAAGAGUGGACGGCGAGUGUGCCAAAUCCAAUGUUUAAUGAUUUGGCAGACAUUUCAACCGAGAUGUUCCACAGUCCCGCAAGCACCGAUGAUAAGCCAAUCUACGAGACGGUGGACUAAUAAAUGUGUACUAGCUCUUUAACAAAAUGGGGAGACAAACCAAACUGUAACAGUAUAUCUAGCUAAUGGUUGCAUAUCGCCUAAUCUGUUGUUGCGUCGUCGCCUUAAUUUUGCUGCUGUUGUGCUGAUUGCUUGCAGGCACACAUUGUUAACAAGCUGGUCUAGUAAUAGAAGUGAUUCUAUAGUUA